Molecule: messenger RNA, 1730 nt
Organism: Raphanus sativus (radish)
Lineage: Eukaryota; Viridiplantae; Streptophyta; Magnoliopsida; Brassicales; Brassicaceae
Product: protein ULTRAPETALA 1
Exons: 3
Coding region: 795-1526 (243 amino acids)
Cellular component (GO): cytosol; nucleus
Molecular function (GO): DNA binding
Source: RefSeq, a predicted model, not a curated record
ACUCGGUAAACGAUGAGUCCUGAAGAAAGGGAAGAGCCCAAGAAUGCAGAACCUCCAAGAGAAGGAAGAGAAACUAAAAAUGACUUAAAAACAAGAGCUGUGAACAAGUACAAAGAGAAAAAAAAGAGAUUUCACAUAACAAAUUAAAUAGGACCUGAAACACUUGACACACCCUAUUCCUUAACUCACUUCCUCUUCUCUUGUGUCUUGUCAAAAAGCUCUCUGAUCUCUCGCCCACCGCCUCUUCUUCUGCUCGUAUCGACCAAAAGACAUUCGAGUAUCUCUCUCAUUUCCCUACACUGUUAUCAUGUUAGGUUAUAUAAAUAAAUAUAUACAUGUGUAUAUCGGAUACUAAUAUUAAUAUCUAUAAUGCAGAGGUCCCACGAGUUUUAUUUCUGUUCGCCAGCUGCUAAUUUCGCAUCGGCCAGAAAAAAACUCACUUCUUUUGUAUAAGAGUUUCUUUACUUUCUCUGUAACCCCAAAACCCAAAGGCCAAAGGCAUUCUCUCUCUCUCUCUCUCUCUCUCUCUCUCUCUCUCUCUCUCUCUCUCUCUCUCUCUCUCUCUCUUUCUACUUAUUAACCUCUCUCUUCUCCCGAAAAGUCCCUUAAUAAGCUUUCGCUUUGAUAUCAGAUCUCUCUCAGUCUCAGCUUUUGAGAUGCGUGCUCCUUUAGGGCUUUCCUUUUAUACCCCAAAACGAGGCAUUUCCUUCCUUCAUCUAACCCUUUCCUCCUCUUUCUCUCAUACGUUAUAAGAAAGGGAUCCAGAGAGAAAAGAGAGUGAGCGAGAGAAAGAUAUGGCAAAUGUGGAAGAGAUACAAUGUGGAUCUAUGUUGUUCAGGCAAGAGGAGCUGCGAGAGAUGAGUGGGGUCAAUGUUGGUGGCGGUUACGUUGAGGUUAUGUGUGGUUGUACUAGCCACCGUUACGGUGAUGCCAUUGCUAAACUUAGGGUUUUCCCCAACGGCAAUCUCGAAAUCACCUGUGAAUGCACGCCCGGCUGUGACGAAGACAAGUUAACACCAGCUGCGUUCGAGAAGCAUUCUGGCAGAGAAACGGCUAAAAAGUGGAAGAACAAUGUGUGGGUUAUCGUUGGAGGCGAGAAGAUUCCACUGUCAAAGACAGUACUGCUCAAAUACUACAAUGAAGCAUUAAAGAAGUGCAAUAGAUCAAACAGAAGAUCACAAGGUACCAAAGUAUUCCAUAGAGAUGAGUUUGUUGGGUGCAUCGAAUGUGGUAAGGAGAGGAGGUUCAGGUUGAGGAGCAGAGACGAAUGCCGCUUGCACCACAACGCAAUGGCUGAUCCAAACUGGAAAUGCUCAGACUUUCCAUACGACAAGAUUGAUGGUGGUGGCAGGAUAACAUGUGAGGCAGAGGAAGAGAGAGGAAGCAGGAAAGUGUAUAGAGGAUGCACACGUUCGCCAACUUGCAAAGGCUGCACUUCUUGCGUCUGUUUUGGCUGCGAGUUAUGCCGUUUCUCUGAUUGUACUUGCCAGACGUGUGUGGACUUUACCAGCAAUGUCAAAGCUUGAAGAAGUGUCCACUAAAGAAUAAUGUCUUGCAUUUAAAACCAUGUAUUCUUAAUUUCCAGACUUUUAUAUCUUCUAUUUAUCUGAUGGCUCGUUGAAUGGAUUGAGCAAUUAACAAAGUAAAAAAAAAUGGUGGAUUUCCUAGAAGAACAUGCGCACGAGCAUGCUUCGGUUAGUGCAUGUCUUUCUUUUUGUAUUGGUCUAGUG